Perkinsus marinus ATCC 50983 is the source of this 282-nucleotide messenger RNA. RefSeq lists its product as hypothetical. The record is from RefSeq and is a predicted model, not a curated record. NCBI's taxonomy places the organism in Eukaryota, Perkinsozoa, Perkinsida, Perkinsidae. Gene Ontology annotation, cellular component: mitochondrial large ribosomal subunit. The coding region runs from base 1 to 282 and encodes 93 amino acids. Gene Ontology annotation, molecular function: structural constituent of ribosome. The transcript is spliced from 4 exons. Gene Ontology annotation, biological process: translation.
AUGCCUCUUCGUCGGUCGAACGUCCUCCUCUCCAAACUGGGCCCAUCAAAGGGACGAGGACCAUUGACUGCCAAGAGAGCGCCGAGUCUUCGGAAAGGGUUUGGUAGCAUCGGACUUGGAACACACACUAAGAAAGGUUUCUUCAUGAUCGACCCGAGAUUCGUCCCUCAGUUCAAAGUCCCCGACCUGACUGAUUGCCCGUUGAAGCCUUACGUCUCUCGACAGACGCCUGUGAUUAAUAACGCGAGGGGAUUCUGGCCUGGUGGGAAAAUCAAUCCAUGA